AUGAUACCUAAAGGUAGUAGACAAGAUAUUGUAAACGCAACAAUAAACUCAUCUCUCCCGUGGAAUAGUUGCAAGCUUUUGGCACUAACAAAGAACAUGAGACUCAGAGUUGAGGUUGAUGAUGAUAGCAACAAUAAUCUUAGAUUGCUUGCUGAAUGGAUUCUUGCAAUAGGAGAUGGUCUAUGUAAUGGUACUAGGUUAGUGGUGACUAAAUUGGAGAACCACAUCAUUGAAGCAAGAAGCCUAACAGAGAACGACACAGACAAGAGCCAAGGACAAUCAUUAUCAAAUGUCAGAUUGGUUUUGAAGAAACCUGUCUUCACACAUGGACAGUUGUACGUGGCUGUAUCCAGGGUUACUCAUAGGAGGAGGCUCAAGGUUUUAAUAUGUCAUGACGAUCAUCAAAAGAAGAAAACAGAUAAUAUGGUAUACAAAGAGGUGUUUCAAAACGUAGAUUAA
Messenger RNA from Arachis ipaensis, 459 nucleotides. RefSeq lists its product as uncharacterized. The record is from RefSeq and is a predicted model, not a curated record. Gene Ontology annotation, molecular function: DNA helicase activity. NCBI's taxonomy places the organism in Eukaryota, Viridiplantae, Streptophyta, Magnoliopsida, Fabales, Fabaceae. Gene Ontology annotation, biological process: DNA repair; telomere maintenance.